AUGAAAACUUUCUAUUGUCAGGAUUUUUUUGCUUUUCUUUUUAACCAACGUUUGAUUCUCCAGCAAAUAUCCCACAGCAUCAAAUUCUUCUCUUUACAUCGACAAACUACUCUGAAUUUAUUAAAACCUUUCCCAUUUUCUCUUUUUUUUUUCUCGUCUUUCGUUUUCCCAUUUUUAUCUCCUCCGUUUCCCAUUUUUCUCUUUUUAUCUCUUUUCCCGUUUUCUAAUGUUUUUCUCUUUUUAUCUCCUUUUCGGUUUUUCCCAUUUUUCUCUUUUUUCCUCGUCUUUCGUUUUCCCAUUUUUAUCUUCUCGUUCGUUUUCCAUUUUUCUCUUUUAUUCUCUUCUUUCGUUUUCCUAUUUUUUCUUUUAUCUCCUUUCUCUUUUUUCUUGCCUUUUUUUCCCACUUUCCACCUUUUCUUUUUUAAUAAAUUCAUAGUUAUUCACUUUUUCGUUUAUUUCUCUUUGACUCUUUUCCUCUUUUACUUUUCUCCUUACUUUUUCUAUUUACUUUACCAUAUUUUCUUUCCUUGGCUUUCUUUCUUUUUCUAUUUUCCAUUAUUUGCGUUCUCUCUCGCUUGCAUCUUUCUUUUAUUAGCCUCGUUGUUGUUUUUUAUUCUUGUUGUUUUUGUUCGUGUCGUUCUUUUUUUUCUUCUUUUUUUCCUUUUGUUCUUCUUCUUUUGCUUCUCUUCAUCUUCUCCUCUUCCUCCUCCUCUUCUCUUCCUCCUUUUUUCUUAUCCUCUUCUUCUUCCCUUCGCCUUCUUCGCCUUCCUUUCUUCUUCUCUUUCCCUUCUUCUUUGCCUUCUUCUUAUUCUUCGCUUUCCUCUUCUCUUUUUCCUUUCAUUUUCUUUCCCUCUUUUUCUUCUUCUCUUCCUCCUCCUUAUUUUCUUAUCCUGUGCUGCUGCUGUUGCUCCUUCUUCUUCCUCUUCUUCUUCUUCUUCUUCUUCUCCUCCUCCCCGCCCCCUUCGCCUCUUUUUCUUCGUCGUCUUUUCUUCUUAA
Molecule: messenger RNA, 996 nt
Organism: Acanthosepion pharaonis
Lineage: Eukaryota; Metazoa; Mollusca; Cephalopoda; Sepiida; Sepiidae
Source: the annotation of a GenBank genome assembly